AUGGUAACAAAGAGCCAAGCCAGGCAGCUUUUACACAACAAGUUUGUGGUCAUUCUAGGUGGUUCGGUGCAACGCUCCAUGUAUAAAGACCUGGUGGUGUUGCUUCAGACGGAUCACCACCUUACCCUAUCUCAACUCAAGUCCAAAGGUGAGUUUUCCUUUGAGAAGGACACUCUGGUUGAAGGAGGUUGCUUGGGUCCAAUGACAAAUGGGACAAAAUACAAAGAGGUCAGGCAGUACCGCUCCAGCCACCACUUGUUGCGAUAUUACUUCCUGACAAGAAUCCACUCUCCAUACAUGAAGAGCAUUUUGGAGGACUUUCGGCACGGACUGAAACCAGAUGUUGUGAUCGUCAGCUCUUGUGUCUGGGACCUCACCAGGUAUGGCCUGCAGAGUGUUGCUGAAUACAAAGAGAACCUCAUCAGAUUUUUUAGUGAGAUCAAAACGAUUGCUUGCCACAAUUGUCUCAUCGUUUGGGUUCUGGCCAUGCUGCUUGGAAGCAAGAUCAAGGGUGGAUUCCUGGCACCUGAAGUAAGGGUCAUUAUCACAUGCUUCAUCUACAGUAUGAAGCUGGCAGAUUUCAUUGGCUUGGAUGUUGUGUAUCUGCAUUUUUACUUCCGCCACGCCUCCACCACCACAUGCCAGGACGGGAUCCACUGGGACGCGGUGACCCACCGAAGGAUCAGCAGCCUCCUGCUCAGGCAUGUCGCUGAUGCAUGGGGAGUCGAGCUCUACAGCCGUCCACAGCAAGUAUCUCUGCAUCACAGAGGAGGAUUGGAACGCUGUCAGAUUGCACCUCAUUGGUUCUUCCAACGACCCCCUCCUCACUCAGGUUUGAAAACUAAAACAGAGUUGGCCCAGUUUGAUUUACAUAAUGCAAGUUGCAUGAAAUAUUAUUUAUAUCUGCUAUGUAGAUACAUUAAAAUUUUCAUACAAGUGUUCACCCCAGAACUUCCCCAGAGCUGUUGGAGUCAUCGCAAGUGGCAGCACAGCGACACAUUGGACAGGUUCCAGCUUCCUCCACCAAUCACAGAGUUGUGUUGCACGUGUCAAUGUUCCAGCAGCUGCCCAGCAUGCAUGCUGUCUACACCAGAUCCAUCACUGCAGCGCUUCUCUUCCACCAGAGGCCGUCCAUUUUCCACUCAGUCUCCUCAGCCAGGUCUUCAGACGCUGCCUUGUGUCAGAAUGUUGCAGUCACAUCAGUACCGGCCUCAGAUCAGAGCAGAGCGCUCCCACAUGGGCCCCCAGCUCCGUUCCGAUGGACGUUUCCAUCCUCAUUUUCAGUGUGACACUCGCUUUCUGAGGAGGAGAUGGAGAGGAAUGGUGAGCAGGAGUCACCCUUACCCCCAUCAUCCUCUGCGGGUGACAUCUAGACAUGCUUCUUAUGGAUGGUGAACUCCAGAAACAGGAACCCAUUACUGCAAGGACACAGAUACUCUUGGAGCAACUUUUUCCUGUCUGUUGGACAGACUUGAUACAGAUGUUUAGAUCAUUAUUUGGCUUGAAAAGUAGGUUUUAAAAUAGAAAUAAAGUUGUUUUUUUUUAAAUUAUUUGUAGACUGCUUAUUAUGCCGUUAGUUUUGACCAGACGCUCAGUUUUAGGUGCAGUUAGGAUUUUUUCUCAAAGGUUGCCACUAAUUUUUCCUAGCUGUCAUCAUUUUUCCUUUUCAUAUCAUGAUGUUCUAACACACAUAACACAGAAAUGUUAUGUGUGUUCUAAUAAAACUGUUGUAGGUUUUCUAUAUAUGGUCCUCAUGUGUAUAGGAUAAAUAUACAUUUCUUGUGUGAACCCCCAAAUUCUAUCAUCUCCAUAGACAAAUGGUGAUUCACAGCUCAGCUUUUAGCUCUGUUCAUCCUGAAACAGCCAGUAGUUAUUUCUUUGGGAACAAUUAAAAUAUGUUUGUAUUCA
Xiphophorus maculatus (southern platyfish) is the source of this 1908-nucleotide messenger RNA. Its product is annotated as PC-esterase domain-containing protein 1A-like. The record is from RefSeq and is a predicted model, not a curated record. Lineage: Eukaryota; Metazoa; Chordata; Actinopteri; Cyprinodontiformes; Poeciliidae.